Messenger RNA from Monodelphis domestica (gray short-tailed opossum), 6539 nucleotides. The record is from RefSeq and is a predicted model, not a curated record. NCBI's taxonomy places the organism in Eukaryota, Metazoa, Chordata, Mammalia, Didelphimorphia, Didelphidae.
AGAUUCUGCGCCCAGCCCAGCGUCCUGGACCUUUAAGAGGCAGAUAGGCAGGGCUGAGCAAAACGCUCCCCUCCUCCCCGCAACCCCCUUUGCUCUAACUCAGCCAGUCGCAGAGGCUGGAGCCGAAGAAGGAGCGAGGCGGGGGAGAGAAAGGGACGGAGCUGGGGAGACAACCAGCCGAGAAGAAAGAAGCUGGAGCUGCUAGGGCAGAAGGUCCCCUAACUGCCCUAGAGCGUGACCCUCUCAGGAAUUCCGGCGCCGGACCUGGGACUGGCCUGGCCACGAUGAAAUUGUUGCCCCUCCAUGAUCCUCAGCUACUUGGACACACAGGUAAAACUCUGAUAGGAGAGAGGGGAAAGGUGGAUGGAAAGUGCUGGAUUAGGAGAGUUUUGACAAAAAGAGAUGGACUCUAUUUCCUCCUGCUGAACAGAGUGACCACAGGCACGUCUUCUGGCUCUGUCUCCAUGUCAUGGUCCUUUCGGAUGCUCCCUUGUCCAGGAGCAAUCCAGGGUUAAAUAAAGGAGAUCCCACCUUUCAGACACAAAUGGCAGCUCUAGAUCUUGUGCCCCAAAAAGGGAAAGGAAAGGAUGGAGAAGUGCCCAGGUCUUAGGAUGAGCUAUCCAGCAGGGGUGAGAAGGGGAGGAGAAGAGAUUUAGAUUCCAGCUUUAGGUACACCCUUGGGAGAGAGUUCUGGCUGCUUCUGAGAUCUUCUAAAAGCCAGGAAAAAAAAACAACCUGUUUUUUUUUUUCUGAAGGCUGGGCCAUUUGCCCUACCCUUUGAUUUUUAGGCUGUUUACAACCCAGAGGAAAUUGAAGGCGACUAUCCCUUUUUCAAUGGAAUGCUUGGAGUCCCAGCCCUAGAUAUCACAUGUGAGAUAUCAUGCAAGGUUCUGGGAAAAAUACAAAAAAAUGAAACAAAUCCACCUCAAGAGAUAUUCUUUCUAUGGGGGAAGACAACAAGCAAAUGAAUAAAUAUAUAGAAUAAGCACAACAUUAAGCCAACAUAGUUAAAUUCAAGGUAGUUCGAAGGGAAGGCACUAGAAAUUUUCAGGGAGGAGGGGAGCAAUCAGAAGGUGGCUCUUGAGCUGUGUGUCUUGAAGGAGGAGAGAUUCUAGAAGGAAGAGGUGAGGACAGAGUACAUUUGAUAUGAUGGACUAAUUCCAGUGGCUCUCAGAGUAUAGGAGGGGGAAUAAAUGGCCAGUUUAUUUUUUAUUUUAUUUAUUUAUAUUUAUAUUUUUCUUUAUUAUUAUAUAUAAUAUAUUAUUUAUAUAGGAAGGGAGGCAGCUUAGGUGGCACAGUGGAUAGAGCACUAGACCUGGAAUCUGAAGGAUCUGGAUUCAAAUUUGGUCUCAGAUACCUCCUAACUAACCCAGUUUGCUGAACCCUUGCCUUUCUGUAUUGUUGUUCCCAAGACAGAAGGCUUAAAAUAUUUUAAUGCUUUUUUUUUUUACUGGCUUUCGUGAACUCUGGCUCCCAAGUUCCUCAUCUGCACAGUGAGGUGGUUGUAUUAGAUGGCCCUAGGAAUGAGUGUUCCAACUCCCACAUUCCAUGAUGCAACCUGGCCAGAACACUGAGAAGACAUAGGAAAGCUGGAGGAAAGAACCUUGUGGAGGAACCAAGAGAGAAAAUACUCAUGGGAAGGAUUUCAAGAUUUGGAAGGGAUUUACAGAGGUGGGAGUACCUCGCAGUGCUCCAUUGCCACUAAGGCAAGGCAAGAAGAGCAAAGUCUCUUCUGAGCUUAUUCGUCUAAAAUCAGGGCGUUGAGGUGUAAGAAGAUACAGAAUGCAGACUAGACUGGUUCUUAGACCUAGCUUGGUUUCUCUUCUUUUAGAACAGAAAAACAUAGGCAAAUGCAAAAUCUUUCCUUUGUUCCUAAGAGUAACUCUUUUUUAGUGGUAUUUUUAAAAUGUAAUAUGGUUUUCUUCUCUUCCCCAGUCUUUAUGCCUCCAGUCUUCAUCCUGAAAAACAUAGAAGAACAUGGGUUUAAGAGGUAUUUGGUGAGGGGUAAGAAGGUAGCCCAAUGGAAAGUGUCAGUUCUAGAGUCAGGAGGACCUGGAUUCAAAUUUGACCCCAGACACUUCCUAACUAAUAAUAAUAGAAAAAAGAUGGGAAAUGGUGAAAAUUCAGUGCAAAAAAGUAAAUCUGUGAGUGAUAGUACAUGCAAUAAAGCAAGAGAAAAGCAGAAACAAGUAAGAGAGACAGAAAUAGAAAUAAAAGAAAUUAUUUCACAAGUUGAAAAUGAGAUGAGACAGAAAAGCUGCACAGUAACUACACAGGAAAAGGGUGUGAAGAAAAUAAAAUCUUUAUUAGAGAACUUUUUCCAAUGUAGAUUGGGCAAUGGGAUUGAAUUGUGCAGAAGAAAGGACAAUGUCACAAGAAACUCAAGCAAGAGUUUGUGACAGAUACAGAGACACAUAAUUUCAAUUCCCAAAUUUGAGGAUAGGUUUGGCCUCAGAGAAAAAGAGAAAAGAUAAGAAAAAAUAUUUCUUUCUUUCUUGUAGAGAGCUGGAGGAUUAUGAGUGUGGAAUAAUAUAUGUUCUGUCAGAAUCAGCUGACCAUAAAAUUAUAGUUAUAACUGGAAGAAACCUUAGAGGUUGGUUAGAACUUCUCAUUUUCUUUUAUUUCUUUUUUAUGAUUUUUACUUUGGGUUAUAUUUAAAUUUAUUAUUACUUCUAAGUCAGAAGAGCAAUAAAGGCUAGGUAAGUGACUUGAUCACGGUCACACAACUAGGAAGUAUCUGAGGUCAGAUUCAAAUUCCUAUCUCUAGGCUUCUCAUUUUAUAGAUAAGGAAAAUUGGAGAUUUAAAAAGUAACUUGACCAAUGUCACACACAUAGUUAAAUCAAACCCAAGUCCUCUGACCCCAAAUAUGGAGCACUCCAAAGCACUGGCUCCAAUACAAUAUUGAUAAUUACUUUUAUUAAUCUUUUUCUUUUUUGUGAUUCUUUCAUUUAUUUUAUUAUUAUUAUUCUUUGUUACAAGGCAGGGACACUUGGCUGAGUAGAGAAAGAAGAAGGAUAUAUUCAGGGGGAAAAAGAUGGGGAAACUGAGGCAAAUGAAGGCAAAGUGACUUGCCCAGAACUACACAACUGGUACCUUCUGUGCAGUCCAGGAGUCGUGAGUGCCAUGGCGUCCCCCUUGCACAGCAUUCAGUUGCCUCUGGAUGACGAUCUACUGUUGAUGCAGACUGGGUCUGUGCUACGCAAAGUGAAAUCCCGAAGUUGGAAGAAACAGCGAUACUUUAGACUACAGGAUGAUGGAAUGACCGUUUGGUAUGCCCGGCAAGCUGGUGGAAGAACUAAACCCAGCUUCUCCAUUUCAGAUGUGGAGACAGUGAGGGAGGGACAUGAAUCAGAACUGUUGCGGAGCCUGGCAGAUGAAAUCCCCCUAGAGCAUGGUUUCACAGUUGUUUUCCAUGGGCGCCGCCCCAACCUGGACCUGGUGGCAGGCAGCAUCCAAGAAGCACAGAGCUGGGUGCAAGGGCUUCGGCGUCUGCUGGAGAUUAUUACUAGCAUGGACCAGCAGGAGAAGAUGGACCAAUGGUUGAGUGAUUGGUUUCAGCAGGGAGACAAAGACCAGGAUGGAAGGAUGAGUUUCCCAGAGGUGCAGCGAUUACUACGUUUGAUGAACGUUGACAUGGACCCCGAACAUGCUCUCCAGCUCUUCCAGGAUGCUGACAAGUCAGAGUCGGGGAUGUUGGAAGGAGAGGAGUUUGUGGAGUUCUAUCGGGCUCUGACCCAGCGCUCGGAGGUCCUGGAACUCUUUGACAUGAUCUCAGGUGACGGCCAGAAGCUGACGCUGCUGGAGUUUGUGGAUUUCCUUCGGGAAGAGCAAAAAGAGGGAGAGCAGGCUUCUGACCUUGCCUUGGAACUAAUCAGUCGCUAUGAGCCAUCGGAGAGUGCUAAACUGCGGCACAUCCUGAGCAUCGAUGGCUUCCUGGCUUACCUCUGUUCCCCAGAUGCAGACAUCUUCUCUCCAGCUCGCCGACCCAUCUACCAGGACAUGAGCUAUCCACUGAAUCACUACUUCAUUCACUCCUCACACAACACUUACCUGCUGGGGGACCAGCUUCGAGGACAGAGCAGUGUGGAAGGCUACAUACGGGCUCUGAAGCGGGGAUGUCGCUGUGUGGAAGUGGAUGUUUGGGAUGGACCAAGUGGAGAACCAAUUGUUUACCAUGGACACACUCUGACUUCUCGGAUCCCCUUCCAAGAUGUCGUGGCUACAAUUGCCCAGUAUGCCUUCCAGACAUCAGACUUUCCAGUUAUAGUGUCCCUGGAAAAUCACUGUAGCCGGGAACAGCAAGAGGUCAUUGCCCAACACCUGACAGAGAUCCUGGGAGAACAACUGCUUAGUACCACCUUGGAUGGGCUCCUGCCCACCCAACUGCCAUCACCAGAGGAGCUUCGAGGGAAGAUUCUCCUGAAGGGGAAGAAGAUAGGGACACUUGAGGAAGAACUUGGGGAGGCUUCAGGGGACCCCGAGGAGCUGGAAGAACCUGGAGAAGAAGAGGAGGAGCCCGAGCCAGAACUUGAGCCUGACCCUCUGGACUUUGAUGAGACAGCCCGAAAUGAGGGCAAGAGGAAAGAGAAGAAAUCAAAGAGUGCCCUGUGUCCAGCCCUGUCAGCCCUAGUCGUUUAUCUGAAGAGUGUUCCAUUUCGAAGUUUUGCUCACUCCAAGGCUCACUACCGCCUCUACGAGACAUCAUCCUUCUCUGAGGCAAAGGCCCGGCGCCUGGUCAAGGAGGCCGGGAAUGAAUUUGUCCAACACAAUGCAUGGCAGCUUAGUCGUGUGUACCCCAGUGGCCUGAGGACAGACUCCUCCAAUUACAGCCCUCAGGAGCUCUGGAACGCAGGCUGCCAGAUGGUGGCCCUCAACAUCCAGACUGCUGGGCUGGAGAUGGACCUCUGUGAUGGCCUUUUUGGUCAGAAUGGCAACUGUGGCUAUGUGCUGAAGCCAGCUUUCCUGUGUGACCCCCAAAGUUCCUUCCACCCUGAGAGGCCAUCCAGUCCUACUCUGACUCUUCUCAUUCAGGUAAUCAGUGGUCAGCAGCUACCUAAAGUGGCCAAUAGCAAAGAGGGCUCCAUUGUGGACCCCCUGGUGCGGGUUGAAAUCCAUGGAGUUCCGGGAGACACAGCCCGGCAGGAGACCAGCUAUGUGGAGAACAAUGGUUUUAAUCCCUAUUGGGGGCAGACCCUGCAAUUCCGGGUCCGAGUACCAGAGCUUGCCCUCCUACGAUUUGUGGUGGAAGAUUAUGACAGGGCAUCAAGGAAUGACUUUGUUGGGCAGUACACACUGCCUUGGGCCUGUGUCCAGCAAGGUUAUCGUCACGUACAUCUCCUCUCUAAAGAUGGUACCAGUCUCCACCCCGCUUCCAUUUUUGUGCACAUUCAGAUCCGGGAGGAACCGGAUGAAGAUGAAGACUGAGUGAGAAGCAUCAGCAGGAGUUUAGGUCUCGGCUUCCUCAAGCCUUUUGCAUCUUCCCUGCUUUCUGCUCCGUUCUCUAGCUCUUCCUGGAAGCUGCUCUUUUUGUUGUGGUCUCUGCCCUGAACCAGGCCUAGGACUCUAACUCCCAUACUGGGCCAAAGGCUACUGCAGAGAUGAAGAGGAAGCAUGGGGAUAAGGAACCCAGAAGGAGUACCUGGAGUUUCCAGGCAGAGCCAUGCAUCCUUUGCCAUAAGUAUGGCACUAAGAGAAAGAAGCCAGGCCUCCAGGCAGGGCCUGUGGGACAGCCAGGCCAUCCACCCUGAACUUCACGGUGUCUGACCUCUGAAGAGUAACAUGCAGUUCCUCUCUUGGAUUUCCCGUUCAGUCUAGAGUAUGGCUCAUCCUUGUUUCAGAACAGAGAGAUGUGCAAAGGCAGAAAGAGGGCCUGAGCAAAGAAGAAAGGCAGAGGCCAGCUUUGCUAGGAGUUGGGGACAGAAGGUAAGAUAAAGGGAACAAAGUUGCUGAAUAAGAAGCAGAAAAGUGCCCUAGUGAGGUGGAUGGCAAAGAAGGGGAAGAAGGAAAGAAAAAUGCAAAAGGCCUGAAGCCAAAUCUCACCUAAGACUCCUGGAUCAUGGAGGGAGGCCCUGGAGGGGCUAUCACCUCCAGAGCCCUCUUUCCCCCACAGGGUCUUUGCCCUUCAGCUCCUGAAAGCUGCUGGUCAGCUUCUGGGCGUGUCUCAGGGCUGGGGAUUCCUAUGGAAAAAGAGGAAAUACAACUGUUUAGCUGUUUUAGGACUCUCUUUUUGCUAAAACCUCCUUUAUCUGAGCCUUUCUCAGAGCUGGGGUGAGGCUUGGGACUAAUGUAGGGGCCCAGGGAAUAGGAACAAGGAUGAGAGUGAAGGCUUGCAUUAGUUUUGUAUCUGAUCCAUUAAAAUGGAAAGAUUUCAGAGAACAGUCCAAGAAGGAAAGGGCAGAAUAAAGUGCCAGCCUGGUUAAGGUAUAUUAAGAAAAAGACAGACGUAAAUCUGAAGCUAGAGAUCACAUCCCGUUUAAAUUGCUCUGUACAAAGUAUAUGCCAUUAGAUGCUUAAUAAAAAUGUCCUGAUGAUGAUGAAA